AUGCCCGGAAGAGCGCUUGAUGGCGUACAUGGUCCUGGAGCGAUUACGCGAUACCGGAGUCAAAACGAUUUCGCUGGGCACAAGAAAUUUGCUCUUGCCGCACUGAUUGGGAAUCGCGAAUGGAGGCAGACUUCUAGUGUGCUGGCUCAAUUUUCUCCCUCUCUUCGCCCAAUGCGCUCGAUGAGGGAAGAGGCCAAUAAUGACACCGCGAGCUGGAUGAAUCGACUAUUACGAUUUCGAAGCGAUGCUCCAGGUGCCUGCCUCAUCGCCGGUCCCCACACAUGCGUGGAAGAGGACGGAUCUCUCUCGGGAUAUGAUCGCGGAACCUCAGAUUCCCUCAGACCCAGGAAAUAG
Molecule: messenger RNA, 354 nt
Organism: Letharia columbiana
Lineage: Eukaryota; Fungi; Ascomycota; Lecanoromycetes; Lecanorales; Parmeliaceae
Exons: 1
Coding region: 1-354 (117 amino acids)
Source: RefSeq, a predicted model, not a curated record